Molecule: messenger RNA, 869 nt
Organism: Trichoplusia ni (cabbage looper)
Lineage: Eukaryota; Metazoa; Arthropoda; Insecta; Lepidoptera; Noctuidae
Exons: 3
Coding region: 400-819 (139 amino acids)
Source: RefSeq, a predicted model, not a curated record
UCAAGUUAGUAUACGUAUAAUAGAUUCAAUUUAUUUUCGAAAACUCUUCAGCAAUUUCAGGAGAAAACCCUAAAGAUAUAUUGCUUAAAAUAAAAACAAAACAGGAUGCUUAACUCCUCAUAUAGGUCUGUACGUCGGUCCCGCUUUCACUAUUCCAGGUAAAUCGGGGUCCCAACAAAGUACAAACAUAUACAUAAUUCUUAUUUUCUAUAAAGGAGGUAAACAUACCUCUCAGAAUAGUUUUUGAAUUAAAUUCAUUCUGUGCUUAACCAUAGAUACCUAUCAACAACAGAAAAGUCAGUCAAAAAUGAACAUGUAGAAUACAGCCUUCAAAAUUUAUCAUUUAAACGAAAUAGAUUUAUUAUAUUUCUGGAUAAUAGAAAAUUAAAUGUAAUCAUCAUGAAUUGGUUUCCUAAGUCUCCGAGUUUGAAAGAAGGCCUCAGUGCUAUGAGAAGAUAUUCCGGUGGUGGAAUAUCAUCGAAGCCUACCGAAACUAAAGGUGGAGUACCCUCAAAACCAAUCGGUCCUAAGGAAAAGAACAAUGUACCGGAAAUAGCACAGGUGUCACCCACAACCCCUUGUGAUGUAUCUGAUUCAAUAGUUGAUCCAAAACCCGGCCUUAACGCAAGCAACGACAAUGAAAAAGCCAUAAAGUUUACGAAAUAUUAUCGUAAGGCAGAUGGCGAACUUUACCAAAGCAUUGCUGUUUACUUCAACGAUCAAAUUAACUAUCAUAAAUCCCAGGUGGAACUCCACAAGUCUGCCGUGAAGAAUUUACAAGAAAUGCAGAAAGUAAUUAAAGAAAGGUCAAAUUUGUAAUUAUGAAACUAAAUGUUACUGUCAAGUAUUUUUCAAUAAACAAGUUAUUU